AUGUCUUAUGCUAAUCACCAAUAGUAGCUGCUAACUCCUAACAGGAAUGAGGAAAAUCAAUUUAAAAAAUUUAGUGAUAACGACUUAAGGGAGAAUCUCCUUCGUUAGUAUUAGCAACAAUUAGGACAUAUUCCAAAUGAUAUAUCUAGACCAAAAUCUAUAGAGAAUUUGAAGAACUAGUAUAAAGAAAACGAUAAAGCAAGAAAUUACUAGAUGAAUUAAAAUGAAUUUUAAAAAAAUGAAUUACUUUAAAAAUUAGUUGAAGAUUAUAGAUAAUUAAAAGACCAGUCUUUAACGAUGUAAAGAGAUUAUGACAUUAAAAUAAAAGAAUUAGUUGAAAAAAUGUAAUAACAGGAUUUAAUUAUCUAAAAAAUGUCAAAUGAAAACAAAACUUUGCACACUUAUUAUCAAAGAGCAGAAAAUCUUCUAUCGCAGCAAAGAGAUAAGAUAUAAGAGCUAGAAGAACAUCUUAAAUAGGCAUAAUAAGCUUCCAUAAAAGAUAAGCAAUAAAUAUAGAAUCUUAGUUUGAUUAACUCUCCUAAUAAGUUGUUUCAGGAAUCAGAAACAAGAAAUUAUGUGAACUCUCUUUCAGAUGAUGAGCUUAUUGAAUUAAUAAAAUUAAAAAGAAAAAUGGACUUUGAAAAGGUUCUCUAAUAAAAGGAAAAAGCUGAUCAAUAGAACUAAGAAGUACUUCCAUUAAUUAAUUAAAGCCAAAGCAAUCCUAUAUCUGUAAGAUAAUUUGUAAGGCAUUAAAGAUCUUCGUCAACUUUUAAAAAAGGGUUAGACAAUUAUUAAGAUUAAUUACAAUAGCAAUAAUCUGUGAUUGUGAAUUAAUAAAAAGUUAUUGAUAAAUUGCUUAAUCAUUCUCAUUAAAACCAAUAAUUUUUAUAAAAAGAGUUAUAAUAAUCAUCCUAGAUUUAAUCUACUUCUAAGCAACCUUAAAUAGAGUUUGUAAAAGACUUCUCUACUGCUAAAUUAAAUUCCUCUAGACUUAGAAAUAGAUCACCAAUUAAAAGUAAUCGUGAAUAACACAUGGAAUACUUGUAAAAAUCUAUUGAGUCAAAAGAUAAACUAUUACUAGAUAUCCAUAAUAGCAAAAUAAAAAAAGAUAAAGAUGAGGCUUUAAUAGAUUUUUUUAAUAAGUAAUCUUCAUACCUAGUUGAUUCUGUGUAUGAUAAAAAAAAAUGA
Messenger RNA from Tetrahymena thermophila SB210, 1188 nucleotides. RefSeq lists its product as hypothetical. The transcript has a single exon. Lineage: Eukaryota; Ciliophora; Oligohymenophorea; Hymenostomatida; Tetrahymenidae. The record is from RefSeq and is a predicted model, not a curated record.